GAUUAUUUAUAUAUAUUUUACAAACGAUUAUAGUUCUACAUAAUGGAGACAGUUCAAAAUGAAAAUAAGGAAAAUUUUGUACAUGAUAUACAAAAGCAAAGCGCCAUGGCCGUUCCUCAAAAACGACCAUUGGGCCAGAGAAAUACCAACGUGAACGUGGAUCCACAACCAGUUCAAAUGAAAGAAAAACAAUCAUUUACAGUACCCAGUUCAUUCAAUGCAUUUAAACAACAACUGGAAAGGGGCAAACAUAAAGGAACCAAAAAUAUAAAUAAAGAAAAUAAUUGCCAGAAAGGAAAUAAGAACAUAGUCAAUCCAGUUAUCCCAUGCAACCAGUUUAAAGACUUUAAAGUAUUUGAAGAUGAACGGUAUCCAGAAGAAAAACCUAAAGCUCUUGUUUCAAAAAAUCCACCGAAAGUACAAGUAUAUGAAGAUACCAAGGAAGACACAAAAGUUGAAGUAAAAGCGCCAGAAAACAUUGUAGAAAAGGAAAAUAUAAAAAAAGAUUUGGAUUCACCCAGUCUAAAGACAUCUGAUGCACAUUUAUUCAUGACUAUAGAUGAUAUUUACAAAAAAGACCAUGAAUUUCCCUCAACAAAACGUAUGAAAGAUAUUUUUUUCGAAAUGGAAGAAUACAGAUCUGAUAUUUAUCACUAUCUAAGAGAACAUGAGUUACGAAAUCGACCAAAACCUGGAUAUAUGAAGAAACAACCAGAUGUUUCAUCUAAUAUGAGGACAAUAUUGGUAGAUUGGUUAGUAGAAGUAGCUGAAGAGUACAAAUUACACACGGAAACGCUUUAUCUUGCAGUGAAUUAUAUCGAUCGAUUUCUGAGUUAUAUGUCAGUUGUAAGGGCCAAGCUGCAAUUAGUUGGAACUGCAGCAAUGUUUAUCGCUUCGAAAUACGAGGAAAUAUAUCCACCAGAGAUUAGCGAAUUUGUAUAUAUUACUGACGACACAUACACGAAAAAACAAGUACUAAGAAUGGAGCAGUUGAUUUUAAAAGUUUUAAGUUUUGAUCUCUCAAUACCUACUCCGUUAACAUUUAUCACAGCAAUGUGUGUUAGCAACAAUUUGAGCGAUAAAACUAUGUAUCUCGCCAUGUAUUUCAGUGAGUUGGCGUUACUUAACGGUGACAUCUACCUGGAGUUCCUACCAUCAAUUAUAGCCGCUGCAGCCAUAGCACUUGCCCGCCAUACGUUAUGCGAAGAAGCUUGGCCUAAAGAACUCGUUCAAUCUACAGGCUACGAGGGUUAUCAAUUGCAGUCUGGCAUCGCAUUUUUAUAUCAGAUGUUUGUUUCUGCUAUGACUUUACCCCAGCACGCUAUACAAGACAAAUACAAGACCAGGAAAUGUAUGCAUGUCUCUACUUUAAAACCUCGCGAUGUAGCGUUAGAGUUAUAAUUUAAUUAGGAAUAUUUGUAAUAUAUUUGUACUUUUAGCUUAAUUUUUAAGGAACUAUUUUUACUGAAAUGUGACGUUUCGUUUUACAGUAUUUUUAACGGCUUUUUCUUAUUUGUUCGACUGAAUUUACACUACAUUAUACAUUUCGUUUAAAAAGUUUUCUUUCACAAAGAAAAAGGCAAAGCUGAAAUGCUCAACCCAAGUGAUUCGUGGAAAGGUCUCUGUUUUAUUUCUAUAUUUUCACUUGGGUUUUGUAUAAGAAAUCUCGUAUAUGUUUAUAUUUUGUAUGUUUUUAUCCAUUGCUUCUUCUAUUAAUCCAUACGCUAUUAAAGUUAUCUCAAAACUAUUUUUAGUCGAAUAAAUCACCUAAACGUCAUGAGGAAUCUUCUUUUUUACAUGUAAGUGCCAUUCCCUACUGUUAAAGUAAUUUGUGUGAAUCUUCUGCUAGAAUUUAAACUUUUAGUCUUUAAUCUUUAAUGCAUUUGUAACUGUAUCGAAUUUUCCAUUUUCUCAUAUAUUUUCCUUUUAUAAUUGACUCACUUGACGUAUUCAUUUCCGGCAACGUUUUAUUCAUACUGCAAAAUAUCAAUAAGUGGGGCCGUUGCUAUGCCGGUUCAACCAAAACCUGGAGUAAUCGAAGAAUAUAUAGAAACUCCACCACCAAAAAUUGUCAACUUUGGCUGUUCUAAUUUUAUUAGUAGCUUUCGUGCAAUACGAUCCCGUAAUUUCUUCGGGGAAUUCACAUUUUUUAAAUAUUUAGGUAAACGGUGCGUAAAUAAAGGGUGUUGUGAUGUCUAUCGAUGCAUUUUCGAGAACCAGACACCUGGUUGACUGGAUUUCGGUUUUUAAUAUUCUUACAAUUUUGCUUUUGUAUAUCAAAAGGUGAAAUUAUAGUUGUUUGAAGUAUUACCAAGUGGAUGUUGUUCUUUUGUAUUCUUUUUGAAGCCUCUUGAGUUUUAGAAGAUACUGUGACAUAACGUAAAUAAAUUUUCUUUGAUAAAUGCGCGAAAGUUAUCACGUGCUCAAGACACCCCUUCAUGCAGAAAUGCAAUUCUGAUUAAUUGCUCCCCGAUGUACACUUUACAAUUUAGGAUACAUCUUUUUCAAAAUAGUCAAUUCGAAAAAUGUCUGUUGCAUUGUAAAGUACCGACGCCAUUACCCAUUACGCCGGUUGUAUCUUUCUUGCCUUAUUUGUAUAUGAAGAAGUGGUUUAUAAUCAUUACUUAUAAUGCUAUUAGGUUUAGAGAGUGUAGUGCUCAAUUCAUGUUUGACUGUCCAACUUCUUCAAACGAUUGUCUACAACCACUUAUGAGAAAGAGUGACAGUAUUUACGUGGAAUCUCAAGUAUUUUCAGAAUAUUUUUUAUCCGGAUGCCUGAGAGUUGAGCGCAACCUAUGGAGUUCUACUGUGUGUUCUGAUACCAAAAGUGAUUCAGUAUUAAAAUACGUAAUACUAGGUUUUAAUAAAUGUACAUUAUUUGCUGUUAAUCGAACUGAAAAAUGAUCGUACAUUGGAUAAUAUGUGGAUGUCUUUUCUUUGUAGCGGAAUAAUGUUUGAAUCUUUUGCGGGGUAUUGAUUGACAGUUAUUGGUGUAAAAUAUAUAGUAAAUAAUAUACGGAAGGUGAUCAAAACGUUCCAGGAUUAAAGUUUACAAAUGUCAUUUAAAAAUCAAAAAUAAUUCAACAUUAUCACUUUAAAAAUAUGUACUACCCUUGGUGACAGACACACAUUCCCAAAGUUUUCAUUUCUGGAAGGACCAUAACAACUGUUCUUGUGCAAUGCUGUUUGGCUCUUCGAGCGAUUUUUUAUUAAUGCCUUGCCUUUGGAUAAACCCUGGCAAUUGUCACAGCGUUUGAGGGCAACAAAAAUUAUUUAUUUCAUCUUGUAAAAGGAAUUCGUGCAUGAUUUCGAAGAUCGAUGCUACAUACUGUUUUUUUUUGGUUCCAGAAAGGUUGUUGAUUUUCAUCGGGAUGAGUCGACCUUCGGUUCCACAUCGUAACCAUAAGCCCACGUUUUUUUCUUUCAACUAAAGAGCCCUCGUUUUCUUUGCCUUUUGACAUUUAACGAAGUUCUAUCAAAACUGAAGUCUGUGCUGUUUUUGCUCAUCGAAACAAACGUUGCAGCCGUAUGGUACAAGUACUGUUCAGGAGAAAAUUUAUUGCACAAAUGAAAUGUUACAUUCUUUGGCCAUCUCACGAAUGGUUAGACAACGAUUUCGCUAAAUAGUAUCGUCAUCCGUAGUGCGAUUUGUUGCUAUGCAAUUAAAAAAUCCUAGAACUUACUGAUUAGUCCCCGAAUGUAAACUACGAUUCCGCGAGACAUACAGAAAACUAUAUUUUACACUGUAUGGACCUAGUGAAAUAUUACACAUUUAGUUUUUAUAAUACUUCAGUAGUUUUUUGUAUUAUCUUGAUAUCUUGAUAGAAUCGUUGGCUAUGAAUCUCCGAAAGAAAAUGUUAAAUAUAAGUUUAUAAUCUAAAAAUAUUUGUUGAAUACGCUGAUUUUAAUAUGUUUAAUUACUUCUGAUUUUUUUCAUUAUCUCUUUAAAAUGCAAUUUUCAAUUCAAUUUUAUUGUUUGACUUAUGAGCAGUAAUUCACUUAAAAGACAUUUUCGAAUACUUGAUUUAAAUAAUUUAAAGCGGACAUAUCUUUUUUUAUUAUUCGCGUAUUUUCUGUUCAAAAGGAAUCUAUUUUUAAUAAUGUAACUUUAGUUUUUGAUAUUCUGAAAUAUAUUUAUAAGUUAAUUAU
Molecule: messenger RNA, 4149 nt
Organism: Diabrotica balteata
Lineage: Eukaryota; Metazoa; Arthropoda; Insecta; Coleoptera; Chrysomelidae
Source: the annotation of a GenBank genome assembly